CAUCUGAGUACUACAAAAAUUUGUUGCCGGUGGUCAAGAUUGAUACAUUUUUUUUGUACAAUCAUUGUUUUGAUUACAAAGAGACUUCGUAUCGCUUCGGUCGGAGUGACGAUUUAAUUUUGAUUUGGGCUCGAGCACACACUUCGAGACAUAACGGUACUACGUCACUGAUAAGGCGUGAAUGCCAGGAAUAGUAAGAAUAUUUCGAAGAAGUCUCUUAGUCAGUGGUUCUUGGUCGGCCUUUGAGUUGACCCCUUUCGAUUAGAUGAAUCAUUGAGGUAGCCACUGGAGCUAUUUAAACAAUUGAACAUAAUUCAUUGGGAGUAUUCUUCAACUCAGUGCGCAAGCGAACACAUCUCGUUGUAAUAUGUGAGCACAGUUCACACUUACAUUCAUACACACGAUAUAGUUUUAUUUCUACGGCUUAAGUGCAAUUCAUCAACGAAUGGCAGCUUUAAUUUUUAGAAUCUUUCUUAUUUUUGGAUUAAGUGCGACUGUCAUUCGUGCAAGAAUCCUUUCAUCGGAUUUUGAGCAAUAUGAAAUCGACGCUAGUUUGGGUUUAUUUUUCGAGGAGUUAUCCAAUCUUCAGCUGUACCAUUCAGAAUGGACGUUUGUGACCCAUGUAAACUUAUCGUACUUCACUUCGGAAACAGCGCAUCUAGAGCAAACCGUUCAAAAAAUUCAGCAAUUUUGUGACAAAGUCAGGGAAGAGUUCGUUUUACCAAUUCCAAGUUCAUAUUGUGAUCACACCGUACCGCUGCUGCAGAACUCAUUGGAAGAAAUCAGAGAGUAUAGCACCAAAUGGUUUAUGAAUUAUGAAUUCCAAAGUGAGCCACGAUACGAAAAUGAGUUCCGUGGUGUGCGUCGCAAAAAGCGUGGCUUCUUGGGAUCGAUUACAAAGCAACUAUUUGGCACAUUGUCCGAAGAUGAAGGCAGUUUCUACAUGGAGCAGAUCAACGCAUUAAAAUCGGAAAAUUACAAUCAUCUUCUGCUUGCCGAAAAACAGACGACAUUAUUCAAAGAGUCGCUAAAAGUACUAAACAACACGAUACAUUCGCAAAAUGUUCGAAGUUCAGCGCUGCAAAAGCAUUUCGAUGAUCUCAGUUUUGUGUUAAAAAAUGCAACGGUCGAAGCGACGAUGGCACAAGUGUCUGGUGUUUUAGUGGGUAAAUUAAGUGAAUUAAUGCAUUACACAUCGUCCAUAAUAACGAGUUUCCGUGAAAAGCAGCGAUAUUUCUUCGAAGCGAUCACAACGAAAUCGAAAAGUUUCCAAUUGAUUCCGCCACAGCUGUUUCUGAGUGAAUUGGAGCGAGUGAGUUUACAAGUUGCGCGCGAUGGUCUCUUCUUGCCGAUGGCGUUGUCUGGAGAGAAUUUAGCGAAAUUCUAUCAAAUCACAACGACCGAAGGCCGGAUUGUAGACAACAAUCUCGUCGUUCGCUUCUCGAUUCCAUUGGUUGAGAAUAAAAAGUUCACUUUAUUCAAAGCAACCAGUGCACCACGUCGAAACGAUACAAACGAGCAGUUUCAUUAUAUUGUUCCGCAAAAUAAGUACAUCGGUGUGGAUGAGUACAAAGAAAAUUUCGUCACUUUAACACUCGACGCGUUGAAAAAUUGCCAUCGAAUCGCAAGCAACAGUUUGGUGUGUAAACAAACGUUCCCAGUGUUGACGGCAAAUAAUCACAUUGGAUGUGAAAUCAAUUUGCUGCGCAACAUAAACAUGACAACCGCUUGUGAUUUUCGCACGGAAACAUUGAACGAAGAGAUUUGGACGCAACUACAAUCGCCGAAUACGUAUUUGUACACAUUGCCAAAGGAGAAAACGGUUGUUGUCACCUGCCCAAAUUCACGGACAACAAUCACGUUACAUGAAACUGGUGUCAUUUCCGUGGCCUAUCGCUGUCGCAUCAAAACCGAUCGCAUGGAAAUCGUCGCAUUCCAAAGCAUUGAAUCGAAAUUAUUACGGAAUUUCACCGCUGCACCCAGAUACCGCUUGAAUGUUACAUCAGAAAUUGGAAAUGCUAAACGAAAGAGCCCACAAAUUCCAAUCUUGAAACUGGUGCUAUCGAAUACUGAAGAUAUUGAAAAACUUUUGGAAAUGAAUGGAGACGUCGACGAACUUCAAAUUCAAAAUGCAAUCAGCAAAGCAUCAGCCAUGAAUGUUUUGAAUACCAUUAUGGAAAACAACCAAAGUAUUGGACAGAUUCUAUUAGCCAUCGCUAUUAUCAUCGUCGCAAUUGCAAUUGUCUUCAUUUUCAUUAAGUACAGCGUUCUCAAAACAGGGAACAUCCUCAUUUGCAUCGUUUUAGUCGCAAUUGCUACCACAACCGUAUUGUAUUUUAUCUAGUUUUUUUGGACAAAUUGAGACUUUGACAUAUAUAUAUGUACUGCCCAAACGAUACCAAAGAAACGAAGCAAAUUUUUAUUUGUGAAAAGAACGAUUUAUUUAUUUUAUUUAAUAAGGCGAAAUUUUUAUUUAUUCUAAACGCGAUUUUUUUUUCAUUGAAAAAUGUUUUCAGAGUUUAAGAAAAUGUCCAAAUUUUGAACUUAAGUAAGAAAUGUUAAGUUUACUUGCGUCCGAAAUGUUUAUUAUUAUGUUUAGGUUCAUGGAAGAGAUUAGUUUUAGAGAAGAACUGUUUUUUUUUAAAUUCAGUAUUUUAUGAGAUAUGUAAUAUGAAGAUCGAACUGAUUUUUUAACACAAAUUGUUAAGUUUUUUCACGAAAUAUGUUAGUUUUUCUUUAGAAAUGGUAAAUUUUCAAGGAAAAUCAUGUAUUAAGAUUUGACUACAACAUUGAAAAUGUAAAUAGAACAAACCCUACUCUAAUUUUAUCAUUAAAUCACUCGAAUUUACUUUUAUAUAAA
This is a messenger RNA of Sitodiplosis mosellana (orange wheat blossom midge), 2860 nucleotides long. RefSeq lists its product as uncharacterized. Lineage: Eukaryota; Metazoa; Arthropoda; Insecta; Diptera; Cecidomyiidae. The transcript is spliced from 2 exons. Bases 446 to 2344 code for a protein of 632 amino acids. The record is from RefSeq and is a predicted model, not a curated record.